This is a messenger RNA of Polistes dominula (European paper wasp), 1182 nucleotides long. RefSeq lists its product as uncharacterized. Gene Ontology annotation, cellular component: membrane. Gene Ontology annotation, biological process: sensory perception of smell. The record is from RefSeq and is a predicted model, not a curated record. Gene Ontology annotation, molecular function: odorant binding; olfactory receptor activity. Lineage: Eukaryota; Metazoa; Arthropoda; Insecta; Hymenoptera; Vespidae.
AUGGACGAAAUUCAGUAUCAAUAYAUCCGUUACAACAGAUAUCUUAUGAACGUUCUCGGCCAAUGGCCAUAUCAGAGUACCAUAGAAAGGUUCCUCGUCUCUGCUCUAUUCGUGCCAACUCUUGCURUACAGUUAAUUCUUCARGGUGGUGGUUUAAUAUGUGCUAUAGUUGACAUUGAUGCCUUCAUGGAAGGUGUAGCUCCUUUUAUCAUAAGUUUUAUGUGUUUAGCRAAGUAUAUCAAUUUUGCUUAUAAUUUUGAGCAAAUGAAGGAUUUAUUUACGACGAUGAUAAACGAUUGGAAAUUWUAURUGAAAUACGAUUAYGAACGUARYAUWCUCUGUCGAUAUUACGAAGUUGGAAAGAAAGCUACUUUUGCAUAUUCAGCURYUGUGUAUGGUUUGAUGUUACCWUUUAUGAUGGUACCAGGKUURAUAAAURUSGCUAAUGUUUUGGGAGUUCURAAUUCAACGGAUGACAAACCCUUGCUAUUUCGAGUUGAAUAUUUCGUCGAUGUGGAAACUUAUUAUUAUCCUUURUUAAUACAAUCWUAUUUYGGUACKAUUGGAUAUAUUACGAUUGUCGUUGCAAUUGAUACGAUUAAUCUGUUUUACGUCCAGCACGGUUGUGCAUUAUGUGAAAUUUUAGGAUAUUAUUUAGAGAACAUCGUAGAGGGUGACGAUUUAGAAAUAGAUCUAACUCCAAACGUUCAUGAUGAUAGAGCUCAUUAUGCUAUGAAAGAAUGCAUUAAACUUCAUAAUCACGUUAUACAGUACGCCAAUAAAUUGGAAGAGAAUUGUACGAUUUCACAUUUUUUUCAACUGAUGUUAAACAUGAUUGGUAUAAGUUUUACAGGAUAUCAGGCUGCCAUGAAAAUGGAUGAACCAGACGUAGCCUUAGGUUAUGGUGGUUUUACGUUAGGGUUAACGUUUGUUGUCUUCCUCGAAAGUUGGCCAGGACAGCAACUAAGGGAUCAUACUGAUCGUAUUAGCGAAUAUGCUAUCAAAGCAAAAUGGUACCAAACAUCGUUCGCUGCUAGAACAGACUUAAGAAUCAUGCUAAUGAGAUGUGUAAAACCGAUUCAAUUAACCGCUGGAAAAUUAUACGUCUUAAAUUUAGAGAAUUUUACUAGGGUUGUCAAAACGUCCUUUUCAUUUUUCACGGUUUUGCGCACCGUACAAUGA